AUGGCUACUCAAAAAGAUAAUAACCCUGAUAUCAUCCAUCUCGAAACUCCCCCUACACAAGACAACUCCAAGAAUAUCACCAGCGAGAUCACUCCUGUCCCAAAGCCCAAUACUGAAAUUCCCCUUGCAGGCAGAGACAAAGCUGCCCAGUUUCUCAAACAAGCCAACCAAUCCGCAGUUGUCGUUACCCCCAGCGAAAAUGCUCGCAUCCUCCGCAAGAUCGACCUCCACAUCCUCCCCAUCAUCCUCUUCGUCUACUGCCUCCAGUCUCUAGACAAGACCACCCUUUCUUAUGCCUCAGUCUUCGGACUCAUCGACGACACGCACCUGGUGGGCGAGCAGUUUUCAUGGCUGGGCUCCGUGGUGUACGUCGCCCAGCUGGUCUUCCAGCCGCUGGUGGCGUACGCACUGGUGAAGUGGCCAGUGGGAAAGUUUUGCGCAACGAUGGUGUUUUGCUGGGGGGCGGUGCUUUGUGGGAUGACGGCGGCAACGAAUUUUGGGGGGUUGAUGGCGGCGAGAUUAUUAUUGGGUGCUUUUGAAGCCUCAGUUGCCCCGACGUUUAUUGCGGUCGUUCAGAUGUGGUAUCGACGAAAGGAGCAGACAACCCGUAAUGCAUCUUGGUAUGCUAUGCUUGGAGUUGUCAACAUGCUCGGAAGUCUCCUCGCAUACGGCCUAGGUCACAUCAAAUCGACUCUCCGACCAUAUCAAAUCAUCUUUCUAUUCUGUGGCUGCAUCACCGUUGCUUUUUCAGUCGUCAUGUUCUUCUUCAUGCCUGAUUCACCCAUGGAGGCCAAGUUCCUCAAAGACGACGAAAAAGUCAUUGCCAUUGAGCGUCUCCGCAUGAAUCAGAUGGGCAUUGGCUCUGGUGUCUGGAAAUGGGACCAUGUCCGCGAAGCCAUGCUCGACCCAAAGACGUGGCUCUGGUUCAGCCUCAUGCUCACGAUUUCUAUCCCUAGCGGUGGCAUCUCUACUUUUGGUCCUCUCAUCAUCCAGUCUUUCGGCUUUGACUCGUUCACCACGAUCCUCUUCUAUAUCCCCUUUGGCGCCGUCCAGAUGAUUUCUACUCUUGGUGGUGCCUGGGUCUCGGACAAAAUACACAUGAAGUCCGCCGUUCUAUUGUUCCUCUGCCUCCCCCCCAUCGCAGGCUGCGUCGUACUCCUCGUCACAGGCCGUGCUCCAGCUGACCGAGCUGUUCUCCUUGUCGGAUACUACAUCAUUUCCGUGUACCCGGGAAUUUCUCCUCUCAUCUACUCUUGGUCCGGGCAGAAUACCGCCGGUGAUACAAAGCGAAAAGUAACCACCGCUAUGCUCUUUAUUGGAGCGAGCGUCGGCAACAUUGUAGGCCCGCAGCUUUUCAAGCCCAGUGAGAAGCCGCGCUACGACCGCGGCCUGCGAUCAAAUCUGGCCCUCUUUGUGGUGCUGGCAGUUUUAAUCGUUCUAGGCAUGCUUUGGAUCAAGAUCCUCAACAGACGACAAGCGGCUAGACGGCGAGAGCUGGGCAAGUCAGAAGUGUUACGCGAUCUGAGCAUGAUGGACAGGAAGAAAGGUGGCAGUGAGUAUGACGAGGAAGUUCUCAACAUGGGAGACGAGAAUGUUGGAGACAAGGCAUUCGAAGACGUGACGGACUUGCAAAAUGAAGAUUUCAUCUAUGUUUAUUGA
Trichoderma asperellum CBS 433.97 is the source of this 1659-nucleotide messenger RNA. RefSeq lists its product as uncharacterized. Gene Ontology annotation, cellular component: membrane. Gene Ontology annotation, biological process: transmembrane transport. NCBI's taxonomy places the organism in Eukaryota, Fungi, Ascomycota, Sordariomycetes, Hypocreales, Hypocreaceae. The record is from RefSeq and is a predicted model, not a curated record. Gene Ontology annotation, molecular function: transmembrane transporter activity.